GACCUUGCCCUCCCUCCCAAGGCUGGGCGCCAGGGAAGCAACAAGCUGGAGUCUGGAGAUAGAAUCAAGCAUAAUGAGAUAGCAGACCGCUGGACAUCAACAAAUACACAGCAUUGCGCGGAGCGUGUUUUUCUGGGGGGAAGAGAUGUCUCGCUUGUACAAGGACGACCAGGAUGACUGGAUCACAGUCUGUCUGAAGUACCUGCUGUUUGUGUUCAACUUCCUCUUCUGGCUGGGCGGAGCCGCGGUGAUGGCGGUGGGCAUCUGGACGCUGAUCGACAAGAGCGACUACCUGAGCCUGCUGGCGUCCAGCACCUUCGCCGUGUCGGCCUACAUCCUCAUCCUCGCCGGCGGCCUGGUCAUGGUCACGGGCUUCCUGGGCUGCUGCGCCGUCAUCCGCGAGCAGAGGAGCUGCCUGUCUGCGUACUUCUCCUGCCUCCUGCUGAUCUUUCUGAUUGAGCUUGUGGCGGGAGUCCUGGCUUAUGUCUACUACCAAAGGCUGAGCGACGAGCUGAAGCAGCAUCUCAACCAGACCAUGACGGCGAACUACGCGCAGCCGGGGAAGCACUCCAUCACAAAGGCCGUGGACAGGCUGCAACAGGAUUUUAAGUGCUGCGGCAGCAACAGCUCCUUAGACUGGCUCCACAGCAUGUACAUCACCUCCCUGGAGGGUGGGGGCCGGGUGGUGCCUGACAGCUGCUGCAAGACCGUCACCCCCCACUGUGGCCAGAGAGACCACCCCUCCAACAUCUACAAGGUGGAGGGCGGCUGCAUCACAAAGCUGGAGCAAUUCCUGGCCGACCACCUGCUGAUCAUCGGAGCUGUCGGGAUAGGAGUCGCCUGUCUGCAGCUGGCUGGCGCAGUCCUGACUUCCUGUUUUAUCUAUCUGCUCUAUAAAGAAGAGGAGGAAGUCUUCUCUGACGUGUGAUUGAUCUGCGGAAUGAUUUUCACCUGCUGCUUGUACAGAAGAAUCCGACUGGAUCCCUACUGAAGACCAGCUCACCCCCCC
This is a messenger RNA of Megalops cyprinoides (Indo-Pacific tarpon), 1009 nucleotides long. RefSeq names its product tetraspanin 11 (gene tspan11). The transcript is spliced from 9 exons. Bases 146 to 928 code for a protein of 260 amino acids. Lineage: Eukaryota; Metazoa; Chordata; Actinopteri; Elopiformes; Megalopidae. The record is from RefSeq and is a predicted model, not a curated record. Gene Ontology annotation, cellular component: membrane.